Rubroshorea leprosula is the source of this 1375-nucleotide messenger RNA. Lineage: Eukaryota; Viridiplantae; Streptophyta; Magnoliopsida; Malvales; Dipterocarpaceae. The record is from the annotation of a GenBank genome assembly.
GUGGUUUCGACGCCAAAUAUACGACGCCGGCAACGUUUCCCGUCAUUCACACUUCCUUUCUCUUUGCACAAACAUGGAUGCCGAAGGGGGAAAAGAGACUGAAAGAGUCAACCUUGCAGAUGAUCCUUCCAGCAGAGCUAUGGUUCAGAAAGAUCUUUAUCUUCUCCCACGGGAAAUUCUACUCGAAAUCCUACCAAGACUCCCUAUCACCUCUCUGAUUCACUUUAAGACCACUUCCCAUACCGGCUAUGAUUUAAUUGCCGAUCCAAGACUCCCUCUGAUGUUCCGCAACCGGAUAAGCGACUCAAAUCCAUGUCUGAUUCUGUACAACUACAAUUUCCCUGUCUCCUCGUCCCUGCAACUCUAUUUUUUGGAUAGUGAGCAUUGUAGUGGAAGGGUUAGGAAAAUCGACCCACCAAAGCAUUCAGAAGUUGAUAAUCUGGUGGGUUCUUGUAACGGGCUGUUAUGCUUAUCCUUUCGCAUAAUCAGUGAUUCAUUGGUGUCUCACGGUCUGCUAAUUUACAAUCCUUUUGUUGGAGACGCCGUGAGAGUCCCACCAGCGGACCAAUUUUUUGAUCAAUUUGAAGUCUUUGGAUUUGGGUUUCAUCCGAGGACAGGAGAAUUCAAAGUGGUCAGGAUUGUGUACUAUGAGAAGAUGAUUAUGGUAGGAGACCCAGCGCUAGAUGUGGAAGAACUAGCUGAAGGAUUCGACACCGUUGAUGAAUCAAUGGUUGAGGUGUUUACCGUAGGAACAACAGAGUGGAUUAACAAAGGAGCUCCGCCUCCACAAUUGGGGUAUGAAAUCGGACCACCUGUGGCUCUGGUUGAAGGAUCUCUCCAUUGGGUGACUCUGGUUGGGAUGGGAGGAGUCGAUCCUAUCUUUGGUAUUAUCUCCUUCGACCUUGCAGAUGACGUGUUCGAAGAAAUUCCGCACCCACCUUGUCAACGACUUGUGUCAGAUCACUACAGUCUUUCCGUGCUCGAUGGGUGUCUAUCGGCUGUUGGGUCAGUUCAAACUGGGCAUUUUGAUAUCUGGGUGAUGAAGCAAUACCAUGUUAAGGAAUCUUGGGUAAAACAAUUCUCCUUUGAUCCCUAUCUACCUCGUGGAUGGCCAGUUAAUACUUCAAGCUCAGUUAGCAGACUUCCGAAGUUUAUAUGUGCACUGAAGAAUGGGGAGUUUCUGUUGCAGUAUAACAACAGUUCUCUGGUUUCUUAUGAUCCUGUAGAAAACAGAUUCAAGACUCUUCAAAUAAGUGGGUUACGCAAUCAGUUCCAAGCACUUCCUUUUCUACCUUCUCUUUUCUCAGCAAAAGCAACCAUGAAUUUGCAAUUUUAAUUUUUUUUUUUUUCUGUAAACUCUACUACUAGUUUUAGU